Neohortaea acidophila is the source of this 861-nucleotide messenger RNA. Its product is annotated as histidine phosphatase superfamily. Bases 1 to 861 code for a protein of 286 amino acids. The record is from RefSeq and is a predicted model, not a curated record. The transcript has 2 exons. NCBI's taxonomy places the organism in Eukaryota, Fungi, Ascomycota, Dothideomycetes, Mycosphaerellales, Teratosphaeriaceae.
AUGGUUUUAGAGGUGAUCUAUGUCGUGAGACAUGGGUAUCGCUCAAACUGGAACGUCGACCCCCAAACCGGGACAUACAGCAGCAACGUGCGCACUCCCACCGGCAACCCAGCAGACCCCUCCCUCGCCUCUUACGGCGUGCUCCAGGCCGAGCAACUCGGCACGCACCUCAUGACCCUCGACCCGGCGCCAAACACCCUCUACAGCUCCCCAUAUUACCGCUGCCUUCAGACCAUCGCGCCCUACACGCAGCACCUCGCGGAGCGCGACGGCGCAUCUAACGUGAAAGUCUGGCUCGAGCCCGGGCUGGGCGAAUUCUACGGCUCCGCGCGAUUCGAGCAUCCCAGUCCCUCCGGCCUCGACGAGUUGCGCAAGCAUUUCGACUACCUGUGCGCCGAGCCGAAGCCUAUCAUCGCGCCUCACAAGUUCGGCGAAAGUAUCCCGCAACUGCACGAUCGGCUGGCGUAUUGUCUGGAUCGAUUGAUCAAGCGGGCAGACGAGGAUCCCAAAGGCCCGAAGGCGAUUUUGCUGUGUUCGCAUGCUGCGGCCAUCAUCUCCAUUGGGCGCGCUUUGACGGGCCGCAUGCCGGAGGAGGUGGGAGAGGAGGAUUUCCAAUGCUACACUGCUGGUGUUUCGAAGUUCCGGAGACGAAAGCAGGCUGGCUCGUCGUCGCAGAAGUCCAAAGAUUGGGAUCCCCAGUAUUCUGACCGGGUGCCGGAUGUUGGGUGGAGGGAUGGCAGUGGGGUGGCUGGAGGUUGGGACUGCGAGCUCAACAGUGAUUGUUCCUUUUUGGAGAAUGGUGAAGAACGAGGCUGGUUCGUUCCGUCCUGCUCUCCCACGUCUACAUUUCAUCAUCAUUGA